Emiliania huxleyi CCMP1516 is the source of this 4897-nucleotide messenger RNA. RefSeq lists its product as hypothetical. The record is from RefSeq and is a predicted model, not a curated record. The transcript has 13 exons. Lineage: Eukaryota; Haptophyta; Isochrysidales; Noelaerhabdaceae. The coding region runs from base 38 to 4699 and encodes 1553 amino acids.
UCGGGGCAAUUGAUCGGGUCGUCGGCUGAGCUACACGAUGAAGCGCGCCACCUGGCGCUCCGCUAGGCAGCACGUCAAAGCCGUCCGCACCUGCGAUACCGAGCGGCUCGAGCAAUCCCUCGCAGAAGCCGCUGCCGCCUUCCCGGGGUGCGCCGAGCGCGUUCUGGCCGUACUGAUCCACGUGCGAGCCUUCAGCCUCGCGGACGCGCUUGACUGCAUGAAAGCUGCAGGCUUCCGCGUCGGCCACGCGCUGCUCACGCUUGACGUCUUCCUCAGCUCGUCCCACGCGCACGAUGGACGGCAGAGCGAGGCGCGGCUAACCCUCGCCGACUUUGAGCUGGCCUUCACCUUCUGGGACAAGCUCGAGGACGCCGUCAAGGCCUGGCUGAGCGUGAGCUUUGUGCGAGUGUGGCAGUCGCCCGCGGGCGCCGGCCUCCCAGGCCCUCUUCUCUUCCGCCUCAAGGAGCUGUGGCAGCACACGCCGCCGACUGCGAAACAGCGGCUGCCGCCCGCGCGCGCAUGCGGCUUGGGCAGGAGCAAGGAGGAGACGUUCGACCUGCUGGACAGCCACGUCGACCUCAAUGGCGACACGACGGCGCUUGUCGGCGAGCUUCUCUCGCGCGGCUUUCUGCCGCCGGACGAGACGCUCGGGCGGCACGGCCUCAUCGGCGGGCUGGUCUGGACGCGGCCGGAGCUCGCGGCGGAGCGGCUGCUUGCGGGCACGAUCGCCCUGGACAAGCCUCAGCCGACCAUCGCGCGCGCGCUCGCGGCCGCCAUCGCCGACUCGAGCAGCGAGCUGACCGACCGUGCGGUGAAGCACUUUGGCCGCUUCGUCGACCUCCUGUCCGAGAGCCUGCCGCAGAGCACCAACGCUGCGCUCGCGAUGGCCGGGCCGCUGCUGGCGGUGGCGGCGCGGCUCAAGGAGGAGGAGCGCAGGCCGAUCCUCGGCGCGCUCUCGGGCAUCUACCUCGGGCCUGCGCCGGGCGAGACGCGCGUGGCCGAGGUCGUCCACCCGCGCGCGGGCGCUCUGGCGUGGUUCACCAACCGCACGGUGCUCCAGCCCUCCUACGAGAUCUUCCUCGACACGGCGAUCCGCGCCAUCUCGCUCCGCGAGCUCGUGGGCGCCGUGCGGCCCGUCGAAAGCCUUCGCGUCAGCCGCGGCUUCCAAGAGCGGCUGCACGCGUGGGCGCUUGCGCAGCUCGAGAGGCGCGAUGCCACCAGCACGCAGCAGCUGCUGCAGUUCCUCACCCGCUGGCUCGUCAAGCUCUGCACGGCCGAGCAGGUCGUCACCUGGUGGCUGCGCGCCGUCGACGCAGCCAACUCGUGGUCCUUCUUGCUCGCCUCGCUUCCCGCCGCCUCGGCGGCGAGUGAAUGCGACGAGCGGCUGCACGCUCGUGUCGCCGAGCUGCUCGAGGGCGACACGUGCGCGACGCCGGCGCGCGCCGACGCGGUGCUGCUCGCCUUUGCCGCCCUCUGGCCGCAGAAGGUGCUGUCCCAGGUGGGCAUUGCCGCGUGGCUCCCGCUUAGCCGCCGUCGCGCGUCGCCGCCGCCGAGCGUGGUCUCGGGCACGCUCGCCAGCGCUCGCACGGCGGAGAGCGCCGCGCACAUCAACGACGCGCUCGCGCCCGAGGCUGAGAUGGCGCGCGUGCUCGCGGCGCACCCGCUGAUGCACAAGACCAAGACGAAGAGGGAGUUCGAGCAGCUCGAGGAUUGGGUGCUCCGCCUCGAGCCGCGCCUGCUCCGUGCGGCGCCUGUCCAGGCGCGGCUCGUGGAGUUGCUCUGCGCGACUUGGUCCGACCGCGCGCGGCUGCUCGUCCUGUGCGAGAAGUUCGCGUUCAAGCUGCUCGUCGUGAGCGAGACGCCGGGGGACAUCGCGUCGCUCGUCACUUUCCUCCGCAAGUGCCCGCACCUCGGCGGCAAGCACGACUUCCUCAAGCGGCAGCUGGCGCGGUAUGCGUCCGCCUCGACCGGUGGAGGCCUCAAGCUCGCGCCCCUGCUCCCGCUGCUAGAGGCGUUUGCCCCAACGGCGGAGGCGCUGAUCGACCUGCUGCACGCGCUGCUCUACUUCCCGCUGUUUGAGAUGUGCAACUUUGAGAUGUGCAACGAUGUCGUCGACCCGCCGGUGGUAGCGCUGCUAUACCGUCUCCUCGCGGCGGAGGAGGAGGCGGAGCGGCGCGUGCUCCUGCUGCGCUCCUGCCGCUUCCGCACGCCGCCGCCGCCUGAGCGAGACGAGUGCGUCGAUAGCGAGGCCUUCGAGGCCGCCGCCACUGCCGCCGCCACUGCCGGCACUGGCGUCGCCGCGGCGACGCCUGACGUGGGCGACGCGCCGCCGCCCCUCGACUUGCCGUGCCCACUCUUCCGGCACUUCGGCCCUCACGGCGAGGCGGUGGUGCUCGAGUACCUGCGCUCGGCCUCGCCCAAAUCGCUGGUCAAGCUCUUUGGCGGCGGCGGCGAGGCCGAGGCACAGCAAGAGGGCGCCGCCUUCGCCAAGCUGUGCGGCGUCGCGAUGCGCUCGUGGCGGCUGGCGGCGUGCCGCCUCGAGGAGGUUGCGGACGUCCUGACCGUGGUCGGCUGGUUCCCGGAGGCGCGCUCCCGCUGCGCGCCGCUCGUGUGGGGCGCGGGCGACGACAGCGGGCGGUUCGAGGCGCUGACGGUCGAGUCGCAGGUGGAGCAGCACACGGCGCAGGUGCGGCAGGUGCUCGCGAGCACGCCGCCCGACCUCGGGGCGCUGCCGCGCAAGUGGUGGCACUGCGUGCCGUGGGGCCGCUGUACCGAGGCCGACUUGGCCCAGCUGGUGGGCGCGGGGGUCGAGGUGCCCCUCAGCGAGGUGGGCUUCGCGGCGCGCGGCUGGCCCACGCAGCAAUUGCUGCUCGAGGCGCACGCCGACGACGUCGCCGCGCUCGUCGAGUUCGCGCCGCAGGCCGAGGGGCCGAUUGGGGUGUACCUCCAGCGGGUCUUCGAGCUGCUGCCGGCGUCGGACAGCCUGCUGCGCAAGCUGGGCGACGGCGUCGAGGACGAGGAGCGGCUGCAGAGCGGGUGGAACCAGCUGCUGCACACACUCCUCGCGAAGAUUAAGCUGCGCAUCCGCGAGCAAGGCAACCCUUUGCACUCCGAGGAGCAGCUGCUGCUCUUCGGCGGCUGCGCCACACGGCUCGCCGACCCGUCCAACUCAACGCUACUCGCCGACCUGAUGGAGGCGAAGUUGGUCGACCCCUCGCACAUCUUCGAGCUCAUCAAGUUCGUCCUCGGCUGCAAGUACGUGCCCAACCAAAGCGGGCUGCUGCACGUCGUGCGCGACUCGGCGCUGCGCGCGAUGAUGCGCCUCGACAAGGGAGAGCGCGACGAGCUGCACCGCACGCUACUGCAGGGGAGGGAGAGCGCGCUGCCGCUGCAGGUGCUCUUUUCCCUCGCCGUCACGGAGCUCGAGGGGUCCGGGCACCCCCUUGUGGUGCGCCAGACGGAGAGGCUCGAUGCCGACGGCUGGCUUGAGCUCCUCUCGCUCGUCAAGGACGCGAACCCGGUCAGCGGCAAGGUGCACACCUUCCCGCGCUCGCUCGGCCCGCUCUUUGCCGAGCGCUUCCUCGCUCGCUACUUGCGGGACGACCCGACGCUGCCGCCCCGCCACCCGCACCGCGCCGCGCGCGACGCGCGCUACUACCUCCUCUUCGUCGCCUGCACGCCUCCGGCCGGCGUCGCGAGGUACGUGCUCGGCAUGCUGGCGGGGCAACGGCACGAGCUCGACGAUAUGUUGCUCGGCUCGCUCGCUUAUCGGAUGAGCGGCGCCGAGUUCCGGGAGGUCAUCGAGUACAUCCAGCCUUCCGCCUGGCCCUCGCGGCUGCAAUGGGCGCUCACGUGCGUCAUCGAGAUGGGAGACACGUGCGAGAUGCUGCGCCACGUACUCGACGUGCUCGCCGCCUUUGGGGAGGGGCUCCUCGCGCAGCUCCUCAAGGCGCUCCUCACAGAUCCGCUGCUGGCUACCACGGCCAAGCUGCUCGCACAGGCCGAGCCGCGCACGCUGCUGCGGCAGCGACUGCCCAAGGCGGAGGGCAGCGCGGCGUCGCGCGCGCUGUGGCUGGUAUACCACCGCGAGGCGUGGCGGGCGGGCGCGCCUUACACGCGUGAGGAGCUACGCCGCGACGCGCACCUCACGGCCAAGGCGCCGCUGAGUCGGCCCGAGGUGCUGCUUCUCGGCGUGGACGCCCCCUCGUACAAGCUCCUGAUCGAGGAGGCGCCGCAGCACGCGGUGUGUGCCUUCGCGUACCGGCUGCUCGAGGCGGAGCCGGCCUUCGCCGCCAAGCUCUCCCAGGCACAGCUCCUCUCCGUCGUCGAGCUGACCGCCUCCGGCCUCCGCGACGACGCGCAUUGGGAGACGUGCCGCCGCGUGGUGCCGGCGGUCGAGCCCGCGAUCGCGCUCCGCCUCUCAAUCGACCUCUUCAAGGCGUCGCGCGAGCUCCCCGACCUGCAGCUGCUCAAGCACGCGUACCACCGCGUCGACUGCUUCACGCGCAAGCAGGUGUGGCUGCCUGCAGAGCUGGGCGCGCUGUGGACGUCCCACCGCGACGCGCUGCAGCGCGAGGUGGUGGAGGGCGCGCUGCCGCACGCGACCACGCUCGGCGGCAUGUUUUCCGCCCACGUGCCUCGGCUGGACUCCGCCUCUGAGGCGGCCGAGGGGGGCGCAAAGCAAGAAGGACGCCUCUGAGACUAGCUUCUGAAAGCGACGCCUCUUUGUCUCUGCUCCGCUGGCACGUGCGGGCCGUUCGUGCGAAGACGCUGCCCUUGUUUCGCUCUCCUCUCGGCCGACCCCGUCCCCGACCCCGUGUGCGUCUAGUAGAAUUCCCACAGCGGCAAGAGCCAAGAAUUCGGUUUUCGCAUAUCAUUUGACAUUUCAUAUGUCAAC